Messenger RNA from Fomitopsis serialis, 1955 nucleotides. RefSeq names its product auxin efflux carrier. The transcript is spliced from 9 exons. NCBI's taxonomy places the organism in Eukaryota, Fungi, Basidiomycota, Agaricomycetes, Polyporales, Fomitopsidaceae. The record is from RefSeq and is a predicted model, not a curated record. Gene Ontology annotation, cellular component: membrane; endoplasmic reticulum. The coding region runs from base 75 to 1490 and encodes 471 amino acids. Gene Ontology annotation, biological process: transmembrane transport.
CCUCAUCCCCCGGGGCAGCGCCCUCUAGUCAUUCAUUCGCUACCCACCCCGGGCAGCGCCCUCUCCCACCGGUCAUGGCCUCCUCCCCUAUCGGCCCGCUUGUCCUGGUUGUCUUUGAGUCUAUCCUCGAAGUCUUCAUCAUCUGCUUUGCUGGAUGGAUACUGGCUGUCCAGGGCAUUCUCGACAAGAAGACGCAGAAGCAAAUCAACCGCGUCAAUGUCUCCUUGUUCACGCCGGCGUUGCUCUUUUCAAAAGUUGCUUUCUUCCUCACACCAGCCAAGCUGGCCCAACUAUGGGUCAUCCCUAUCGUUUUCAUCAUAGUGACUCUGGUUUCGAUGGCGGUCGCGUAUUUGCUGGCAUGGAUGCUCAAGCUCAAGAAGUCGCAGAGGAACUUUGCGAUCGCAGCCGCUAUGUUCAUGAACUCGAAUACGCUCCCAAUCGCCUUGAUGCAAAGUCUCGUCGUCACCGUCCCCAAUCUCAAGUGGGGAGACGAUGACACCCAAAGCGAUAUGUUGGGCAGAGCAUUGACUUAUCUCGUGCUAUACUCUACCCUGGGCAUGAUUGUACGAUGGAGUUACGGUGUCAGGCUCUUGGCGGAUGCGGAUCCAGAGGCUAUACCAGACGCCCCGGCGAAUUCUCCCGUCGGGCAGAAUGACAACGCGCAUACCAGUUCGAUGGAAGCUGAUCAUACCCUGCGUCGUGAACCAUCUUCCCUGACUGACUCUGACGACGCGAAGACCCUUACGCACGUUCGCGUCAUCGAGGAGCCCAAGUCUUUGCCAAGCUCACGAUCCAUAUCGCCCCAACCCCAGGCAUCGACAUCCGGCACACCUUCCUUAUCUCCUCUGGGAGAUGUGGUCCCAGAGCUGGAGGCCUCGGUCCCGGACUCGCGCUCGCGACGCGUCUGGAACCGCAUCCGCAAAGCCUGGGCAGGGUUCUGCGAUUUCAUGACCGUCCCUUUGUGGGCCGCGCUCGCCUCCAUCAUCGUCGCGUGCAUCACACCGCUACAGGUGUUCAUCGAGGACCACGUCCCACCCAUCACAGGCGCGCUCACCCAAGCCGGUAAUUGCUCCAUCCCCCUCACGCUCGUUGUCCUCGGCGUAUACUUCUACACCCCACCCGAUAAGCGCCAACAGGACGAGCAGCUCCCUACGCAUAAAGGGGAAUCAGGCGCGCCCGGGGAGACGAAGACGGUCCUUGUGGCAGUGCUGGCGAGGAUGGUGAUCACGCCGAUACUGCUCGUGCCACUCAUAGCAGUCGCGGCGAAGUACGACCUACAGCGGCUUUUCCAAGACCCUGUAUUCAUCGUGUCGAACGUGCUCCUGAUCGCGUCGCCGCCUGCGCUCACGCUUGCGCAGAUCACACAGGCUGCGUCGGGCGACGCUUUCGAGCGUCUCCUCAGCAAAACGAUCUUCUGGUCGUACUGUGUCCUGACCGCGCCCUCCACUAUCAUCGUAGUUGUCCUUGGGCUGAUCCUCGCCAAGCUCUAAUCCGAGCUACGUUCUUUUGCUUGAAUUGCUCUGCUGUUGUCUCGUCAUGCUCAAUCUUGCAUCAUACAAUUCUCAACGGCAUACAUGUGAAUCCAUAUGACGGACUUGAUUUGUUUUUUUUUGCUGAUCUCGAUUGUUGAAUUCUCAUACAAGCGCGGUGUGUCCUCUAGCCUUGAGAAGCUGCGCCUGGUACGUACGUAUCAGGCGUGUGCGUGGGUGUAUACAGGGACUUAGAACGUGUUGCCGAUCCAUAGACUGUUCUGGCUGUAUUGUAGGCCUUUUCUACACCAUCCCCGAUACAUUGCAUCCAACAUGUUGGGCAGCGCAGACGAGGCUCGCUGGUGCGUUUGCUCAAGGCAAAUAGGCGCUGAUGGCAUAUCGCCACUACGAGAGAUGCGAAUUCGGAAUGCGUUUGUCUCGCCGAUGCACACAGUGCACGCAUGCAUUGACCCUCCAUUUCCGUCG